AUGAAUAACGGUCUUAACGACCUGUUUCGCCAGGGAUCUAUGGGUUUAAACCCUCAGGAUCAGGAGCUGCUUAUGCCGUAUCAUCCCACGUCUAUGACUUCUCAGUCAAAAUUCACGAUGCGGAUCGUUAAUGCCCCACUCCCGGCCAAGUUGAAGAUGCCCCCCACUUUGAAAUUUUACGAUGGUACGUCCGAUCCGGAUGACCACAUGUUUGCAUUUGCCGGAGCAGCUAAGGUCAAACAAUGGCCCAUGCCGGCCUGGUGUCACAUGUUCGCUCAAACUCUCACCGGAUCAGCCAGAGUAUGGUUCGAUGGGUUGCCAGAAGGGUCGAUUGAUCAUUUUGAGGAUUUCCGGCGUAUAUUCUUGCAAAACUUCUGCCAACAGCGUCGUUGCAAGAAAGACAUUACUGAGGUACACCACAUAAAGCGCCACGAUGGAGAGUCCAUAGAAGAUUUUAUAGAUCGCUUCAACCGAGAGAGCACGCAGAUAAGCGGAGCAGUCGACCAGCUCCGGGUCUCCGGAUUUUGCCACGGGGUACGGAACAAUCAGUUGGUAGAAAAGCUCCACGAAGAUCUUCCAAAAACCAUGGAGAUACUCAUGGAGCGAGCUCGAGCUUUUGUCCGAGGGAAGAGUGCUUGUGGUCAGCCGAACGAAACAACCGCUAGAAAUUCCAAAGCUCGAACCACAUCAUGGAGACGGAACGCAUCGCCACCAAAAGAUAGAAACAACAAUUGGAACAGAAGUCGCGGUCCGUAUCAAAAAUCUGAUCGAAGCAGCUUCCGGACUGGGAACGUGCGAUUCAACACUUUCUCCGAACUAACAAAGUCACCGAGCGAAAUCCUCAGCACGGAAACUACUCGAUUUCCUACACCAUCAAAGCAGCGACCUACUUCGGAUAAGCACUCCAAGAAAUACUGUGAGUAUCACCGAGACAAGGGGCAUUCAACUGAUGAAUGUUGGGCACUAAAGCAGGAGAUUGAAAAGGCCGUACGGUCCGGUAAACUUUCUCAUCUAGUAAAAGAGGUAAAGGAUGGGAAGAAGCCCGCGAUAGCAAACGAUAACCCGAACACCGAGGCCGGAGCCGAGCCACGAGGGGUAAAACGGUCGAACCAGCAUAUGGCAGCAUGGAUGCACCAGCCCACGUAUUUCCCUCCCAUUGAUCCAGAAGACGCACGAGACGGACCAAUCACGAUAUCAGCUGUAGUUGCAGGGCACUUGGUCCGGCGGAUCUAUGUGGAUGGAGGAAGUGCCUUCGAGAUAAUGUAUUUACAAUGCUUCCAGCAGCUGAAUCCCCAAACAAAAAAGAAGUUGAUCGAAGUGUCUACCCCUCUGAUAAGCUUUUCGGGAGAGGUAGUUCGUCCAAUGGGACAGAUUACUCUUCCGACUACAUUCAAAGAUGGUGACAAGAUCAGAACCGUGCAGUUAACCUUCUUGGUCGUUCAGACCCACUCUUCGCACAAGAUAAUACUCGGGCGACCCGGGUUACGAGCCCUCGGAGCAAUCAGCUCUACGAUACACGGCGCAACUAAAUUUCCCACCGAAGCAGGUGUUGCCACUAUACUUUCAGAAUCAAAUUCAUUCGUAGCUGAGGUAAGACACGCAGCAGAGACAAGUUCCAAAAAAUCUGAAGUACCCACGGAGCUUUGGGCAAUCAACCCAGAGUAUCCCGAACAACAAGUGGCCAUUGGUGCACAGCUCCCGAAACGAACAAAGAAACUCUUGUGGGAAUUACUGAGUAACUCAAUCGAUGUUUUCGCCUAG
Molecule: messenger RNA, 1761 nt
Organism: Helianthus annuus (common sunflower)
Lineage: Eukaryota; Viridiplantae; Streptophyta; Magnoliopsida; Asterales; Asteraceae
Exons: 1
Coding region: 1-1761 (586 amino acids)
Source: RefSeq, a predicted model, not a curated record